Ipomoea triloba (trilobed morning glory) is the source of this 1816-nucleotide messenger RNA. RefSeq lists its product as uncharacterized. NCBI's taxonomy places the organism in Eukaryota, Viridiplantae, Streptophyta, Magnoliopsida, Solanales, Convolvulaceae. Bases 49 to 1671 code for a protein of 540 amino acids. Gene Ontology annotation, cellular component: plasma membrane; plastoglobule. The transcript has 11 exons. The record is from RefSeq and is a predicted model, not a curated record.
AGUAAUGAUACUAUUGUCCUGGUUUUCUUAGCUCUCUGUGGAAGACGAAUGGCGGGGGUUUCAGUGCUAAGAGGCGUCGCUCAUGGACGUUCAUCUAUUCUUCAUCACUCUCAGUUUCCAACUAUAAACAGAUUGGAUAAGCCAAUGAAGCUUCAGUAUCGAAUUCGCCGAACUGGAUUCACUGUUUUUGCUCGGUAUUCGCAGAGCCAGGAGAUUUUCACCACUCGUCUUCAAGAUCGUCUUGGGAACUUGCCUAAAUUUGUUGAGGAUAUUGUUCAAACGUCCAUAAAUACAGGUCCACGUGGGGCUUUAAGGCUUGCCCAAGGUGUCCAAGCUGUGAUUGGGGUUGGUACUGAGUGGCUGGCUGAUGUCUCAAAGACUGCAAACUCAUCCACUAGAUUACCGACCGAGAUGCAGCUUGGAUUAUUAUCUCCCCUAUAUUUGAGGAAAUUGUUCGAACGCAUGGGUGCAACUUAUAUAAAAUUGGGGCAGUUUAUAGCAUCUGCACCCACAAUUUUUCCGCCAGAAUAUGUUGAAGAAUUCCAGUACUGUUUUGAUAGGGCUCCACCAAUUCCUUAUGAAGAAAUUCAAGCAAUCAUACGUGAGGAAUUAGGCAGACCAAUUGAUACGGUUUUCGAGUAUGUUGAUCCUACACCAAUUGCCUCUGCCUCUAUAGCUCAGGUGCAUGGGGCAAGGCUAAAGGGCUCCCAAGAUGAUGUUGUGAUAAAGGUCUUGAAACCCGGGAUAGAAGAUAUUUUAGUGGCAGAUCUGAACUUUGUAUAUGUUGUGGCUCGCACUUUGGAGUUCUUGAGUCCUGAAUUAGAUCGUACAUCUCUGGUUGCGAUUGUCAAAGACAUAAGGGAGUCGAUGCUUGAAGAAGUUGACUUCACUAAAGAAGCAGCAAAUAUUGAAGCAUUUAGGGGAUACUUGGAAGCCAUGGGUCUGACUAGGCAGGCUACAGCACCAAGAGUGUACCGGCAAUGCAGCACACGACGAAUCCUGACAAUGGAGAGGCUUUAUGGAGUUCCCCUCACUGAUUUAGACUCAAUAAACUCACUCGUUCCUAAUCCCGAGGCCAGUCUUAUAACUGCCUUAAAUGUCUGGUUCGGAAGCUUGCUUGCUUGUGAGUCCUUCCAUGCUGAUGUGCAUGCUGGCAACUUGUGGCUUCUUCGUGAUGGCCGCAUUGGUUUUCUUGACUUCGGAAUUGUUGGUCGUAUAUCUCCUAAAACAUGGGCGGCUAUGGAAGUGUUUUUGACAUCCAUAUCGACCGAAGAUUAUGAUGCAAUGGCUUCCGGCUUAAUUGACAUGGGCGCUACGGGCAAGGAUGUGGAUUCCAAGGCCUUUUCAAGAGAUUUAGAGAAGAUAUUUUCGUCAAUACAGGAAUUGGAUACGGAAAUCAUUGUUGCAGCAGCCAGGGAUACAAACACAAAUGCAACCGCAGUCUCUGCCAAUGUAGUUUUUGACGAGAGACAAAUGAAUGCUCUAUUUCUCGAUUUGGUUCGAGUCAGCGAGUCUUAUGGGCUGAGAUUUCCCAGGGAGUUUGCACUCCUGAUGAAACAGCUGCUGUAUUUUGACAGAUACACCAGAUUGUUAGCUCCAAACAUGAACAUGCUUCGCGAUCAGCGCAUCAACAUCACCCAGAAUCGAGGACAAAGAAUCAUAUACCAGUAAGGAUGCUUAAUAGUGUAACUAUACCUUCUUCCUUCUUCCUCCACUUUCUUUCCGUAAAUAUUAUAGCAGAAGAAACACACCCUUUUUACAGUAAAGUCUAUAUAUAUAAUUAUAUAAAUGCCAUUGAAGAAUUGCUUUCUCUAAA